Messenger RNA from Symbiodinium sp. CCMP2592, 1011 nucleotides. NCBI's taxonomy places the organism in Eukaryota, Dinophyceae, Suessiales, Symbiodiniaceae. The record is from the annotation of a GenBank genome assembly.
AUGGAAGUGAAUCUGCUUUCCAAAAGUGGAAUCCCCGACGAUGCCAUCCUGUCCAUCCGAGCUGGAAGCAUGCGGAGGCAGGCGCAGCUGGACUCUGGGCGUCUCCCGUUCAAGUUUCCCGUGGAGCUGAUGAAGGAAAAUCCUCUUCGCGUCGACAUCCUUCAACAGGUGGGUACUGGGCACUUGGUGACGAAGCCUGGGGAGUGUCAACGGUACAAAGUGACCUUUGGUGACUCUGAAGCGGAAGUGGAGCUGGAAGUCAAGAAGACUGACGGCGAUGCAGCGGCCAAGUCUUCGGACGAGUCGAAGCGAAACCAGGAUCCCGCUGCCAGUGCCAAGGGAGCCAAAGAGUACCUGGACAACCACGAUGUUCUGCGUGUGGUGCAGGCGGUACUCCAGGCUGUGAUCAAAGAAAAGCCGGACGACCCUUACCGGUUCAUGGCGAAGCUGUUCAUGAAUGGCUACAUCGCCGGCGGCGCUGCAGAGUGUGCGACGCAGGAGGCGCCAAAAGCAGUUCCAGCACCCGAGCCCGUCACCGAGGCAAAGCCGCAGGAGACACCAGUGGAGGCACCAAAGGCAGAACCGGUUGCAGAGGCGCCCCCCACUCCAGCCCAAGAAGCAAAACCGGAGGAGCUGGCCGCUGAGGCCCCUAAAGCGGAGCCAGCCGCAGAGGCAAAACCGGAGGAGAGUACCGAAACAGCCGCGGCACCAAAGGCUGAGGAGGCAGCUACAGAGGCGCCCAAGACUGAGGAGACAGCUGUCGAGGCACCAAAAGCUGAAGAGGCAGCCGCAGAAGCACCAAAGACUGAGGAGGCAGCUGCUGAGGCACCAAAGACUGAGGAGCCAGCUGCCGAGGCACCAAAGACGGAGGAGGCAGCCACAGAGGCGCCAAAGUCUGAGCAGCCAGCUGCGGAGGCACCAACGGCUGAGGAGGCAGCCGCAGAGGCGCCAAAGACUGAGGAGCCAGCUGCCGAGGCACCAAAGGCUGAGGAGGCAGCGUCUGCUGCGGAG